Capsella rubella is the source of this 3411-nucleotide messenger RNA. RefSeq names its product structural maintenance of chromosomes protein 6A. The record is from RefSeq and is a predicted model, not a curated record. Gene Ontology annotation, molecular function: protein binding; damaged DNA binding; single-stranded DNA binding. NCBI's taxonomy places the organism in Eukaryota, Viridiplantae, Streptophyta, Magnoliopsida, Brassicales, Brassicaceae. The coding region runs from base 36 to 3194 and encodes 1052 amino acids. Gene Ontology annotation, biological process: chromosome organization; double-strand break repair via homologous recombination. Gene Ontology annotation, cellular component: chromosome; site of double-strand break; Smc5-Smc6 complex. The transcript has 28 exons.
UCAGAGAGUUGGAAACCCUAGAAAGCUCUACAGACAUGGAUGAACAUGGCGAUUCUUUCGAAGAUCAGCGACCUAGCUCCUGUACGAUCGCUAGGAUACGCCUUGAGAAUUUUAUGUGCCACAGUAAUCUCGAGAUUGAGUUUGGCGACUGGGUCAAUUUCAUCACUGGUCAAAACGGAAGUGGUAAAAGUGCUAUACUGACUGCGCUAUGUGUUGCCUUUGGAUGUCGAGCCAAGGGCACUCAGCGCGCCACUGCGCUGAAAGAUUUCAUAAAAAUUGGAUGCAGCUAUGCCCUUGUUCAUGUCGAACUGAAAAACCAAGGACCGGAUGCUUUUAAGCCUGAGAUAUAUGGUGAUACUCUGAUUAUUGAACGCAGGAUAUCUGAUUCUACUAGUUUUACUGUUCUCAAGGAUCAUCAAGGAAGAAAAGUAUCUAUCCGAAGGGAGGAGCUACGGGAACUAGUUGAACAUUAUAAUAUUGAUGUUGAGAAUCCCUGUGUGAUCAUGAGUCAAGAGAAGAGCAGGGAGUUUUUACAUUCCGGAAAUGACAAAGAUAAAUUCAUGUACUUUUAUAAAGCAACCCUUCUUCAGCAAGUCGAUGAUCUUCUUCAAAGUAUUGACACAAAGUUGAAAUCUGCAAAUGCUCUUCUGGAUGAGAUGGAGAAAACCAUAAAACCAAAAGAAGAGGAGAUCAGUGAGUUGCUUCGAAAGAUCAAGAAUAUGGAACAAGUUGAAGAAAUAACCCAACAGUUGCUGCAUUUGAAAAAAAAACUAGCUUGGUCAUGGGUGUAUGAUGUGGAUAGGCAGCUCAAUGACCAGACUGAGAAGAUCGUGAAACUCAAAGAACGAGUGCCUACUUGUCAAAAUAAAAUUGAUCGGAAACUGGGUGAGGUGGAAUCUUUAAGGCUAAGCUUGACCGAGAAGAAAUCUCAUGUUGCCUGCCUAAUGGAUAAAUCAACUGCGAUGAAGAGAGAGAUAGAGUGUUUGCGGCAAUCAGUGAAGAUGGCUGCAAGAGAGAAGAUCGCUUUAGAAGAAGAUUACCAUUAUAAGUGCAAUAACAUUCAGAAGAUUAAGGAUCUUGUAAGGAGGCUUGAAAGACAGAUUGGUGAUAUUAAUGAAAUGACUACAAGAAGCACACAGGCUGAACAAUCUGAAAACGAAGAAAAACUGAAUCAAUUGAAGCUAGAGGUUGAGAAGGCUGAAUCAUUGCUUUGCAGUUUGAAAGAGGAAGAGAACAAGGUAAUAGAAAAAGCAUCAGCUGGAGGGAAAGAGAAGGAACACAUAGAGGCUAAGAUUAGAGCCCAUGAAAAGAGGCAAAGUAGCAUAAACACUCACAUCAAUGAUCUGAAGAAACAUGAAACAAAUAAGGUUACCGCAUUUGGAGGGGACAGAGUCAUUAAUCUCUUGCGGGCUAUUGAGAGACAUCACCACAGAUUUAUAAAGCCACCGAUUGGUCCAAUUGGUGCUCAUGUGACAUUGGUCAACGGUAAUAGAUGGGCAUCUGCAGUUGAACUAGCUCUUGGCAACAUCCUAAAUGCCUUUAUUGUGACCGAUCAUAAAGAUUUAGUUACUUUGCGAGGCUGUGGAAAAGAAGCGAAUUAUAACAAUCUGAAGAUUAUCAUCUAUGACUUUUCAAGACCAAGGUUAAGUAUACCAAGCCACAUGCUUCCUCAAACAGAACACCCAACUAUUCUCUCUGUCUUGCACUCUGAGAAUACUACUGUUCUUAAUGUCUUGGUGGAUAUGAGUGCUGUGGAGAGGCAUGUGCUUGCAGAGAAUUAUGAGGUUGGCAAGAGCAUUGCCUUUGAGAGAAGGCUCUCGUAUCUGAAGGAUGUUUUCACCAUGGAUGGAUACCGAAUGUUUUCCCGUGGGCCUGUUCAGACAACCCUUCCUCCCCGUCCUCGAAGACCUACUCGAUUGUGUGCUUCUUUUGAUGACCAAAUCAAGGAUCUUGAAAUAGAGGCCUCAAAAGAACAAAGUGAGAUACACAAAUGCAGGGGAGAAAAGAGGGAGGCAGAAAUGAAUCUCGAGGGUCUUGAAUCUAAAUUGCGCGGACUGAAGAAGCAACGCACCCAACAAGAGAAAUAUUUGACUAGGAAGGAACUUGAAAUGCAGGAUUUGAAAAAUUCAGUCGCUUCUGAAAUCAAAGCAUCACCUACAUCAAGUGUUAAUGAGCUUCAUCUAGAAAGCAUGAGAUUCAGAGAAGAGAUGAAGGAGAAAGAAUCCUUGCUGGAAAAAAUUCAAGACUGUAUGAAUGAAGCUGAAUUAAAGGCUAAUGAAGUUAAAGCUGCAUAUGAAAACUUAUAUGAGUCAGCCAGGGGUGAAAUUGAAUCUCUUGAGAAAGCAGAGAAUGAGCUAAAGGAGAUAGAAGAAAAACUCCAAUACGCAGAAACGGAGAAGAACCAUUAUGAGAAUAUUAUGAAGGACAAGGUCUUACCCGAGAUUAAACAGGCUGAGGUUUUAUAUGAGGAUCUUGAAAUGAAGCGGCAGGAAAGUAAUGAGAAGGCCUCAAUAAUCUGUCCUGAGAGUGAGAUAAGAGCUUUGGGUCCUUGGGAUGGGGCCACUCCUUUUCAGCUUAGCGCUCAGAUUAACAAAAUAAAUCAUAGGCUGAACCGAGAGAAUGCUAAAUAUUCUGAAUCAAUCGAUGACCUCAGGAUUAUGCACGACGAAAAAGAACAGAAGAUUAGGAAGAAACGCAAAAUUUACAAAAGCUUUCGAGAAAAGCUCAAGGUCUGCAUAGAUGUGGUGGGUUCACGGGGGAGGAUGCUCCAAAGAAAUAAAUCACUUCUGAAGCGCGAAUUAACUUGGCAAUUCAACUCUCACUUAGGGAAAAAAGCUAUCAGUGGACAAAUCACGGUCUCUUAUGAAGACAAAAGUUUGUCCAUAGAGGUGAAGAUGCCUCAAGAUGCAACAAACAGUGUUCGAGACACUAGAGGACUUUCAGGUGGGGAACGGUCUUUCUCGACUUUAUGCUUUGCAUUAGCUCUUCACAAUAUGACUGAAGCCCCAAUUCGAGCAAUGGACGAAUUUGAUGUAUUUAUGGACGCAGUUAGCAGGAAAAUCAGCUUAGACACAUUGGUUGAUUUUGCAAUAGCACAGGGAUCACAGUGGAUGUUCAUUACUCCUCAUGAUAUCAGCAUGGUGAAGUCACACGAUAAGAUAAAGAAGCAACAAAUGGCUGCUCCUCGUCCUUGAGCCAAAGAACCUCUCUUUUGUAAAACUCUCAGUAACUUAAAAAAAAAAAAAACAAAACAUAUUGUAAUGGCAAAUCUUCUUUAGGGAUGGAUUCUAAAUCUAUUUCUUGGAAGUGUCUCUUUUGUCAAUAUCUAAACAGAUGGAUAUAAUGAUUAUGAUCUUAGUGGAUGAAAAGAUUGAGAGUGACGGGUAUAAAUUUUUCCUUCUUCACUGUUCA